Colletotrichum fioriniae is the source of this 960-nucleotide messenger RNA. The record is from RefSeq and is a predicted model, not a curated record. NCBI's taxonomy places the organism in Eukaryota, Fungi, Ascomycota, Sordariomycetes, Glomerellales, Glomerellaceae.
AUGAAUAGGACUGCGUGCGAGCCACUGCAAAAAGCAAUCACGUACAGUGAUCUGGCUUCCAACGUCACGGAGUUUGAGUACUGCGAUGUCUGGGAUCAUAACCAGGUCGCCAGCUGCUCAUCGUGUCUCCGUGCGGGAAACAACAACUUCAUCAACAACUUUCUUACCAUCCUAGACGCGGGCUGCCAGCAAAAGCCUGUGCCUGGCACAACCAUCUCUGUGGACGGGUCUCCAUUCUCAAAAACUCGAGUCAACAUCACGGAGCCAACGCCGACGAACACGUACGUCUCGGACUACAACAGCGGUCCCAUCAGUCUCGGCGGCAAGGUCGGAAUUGCGAUGGGAGGCGUUGUCCUCAUUCUUGUGGUUGCCGGUUUCUGCAUCGUGUGGAACGGAAAGAGGAGACGCAGAGCAUUCUUGAAGACGCUCGAAAUGAAACAGCAGAGUGGCGGCGGUCGGUCCGGAUGGCCAACACCGCUCAAUACCAGUGGCAUCGGCGGCACUCCCCUUAGCCAGAAGCCAUUACGAACCUGGGACGCCUCGCCGCAGAGUCAAGGGCCUUCUCGUGGAUGGGACGAUUCACCCAUGAGUGCCAAUGGGGAACAACCGUACACGAGAUACUUCUCUCCAUACUCUUCUCAGUACAACAGUCCAGUAAGCGGUGCUGAGGCACCUGCCAUGCAAUGGCCGGUCAACGACGCGAACACCCAAAGACAACCUCAAGAGAUCGGUCUCGCGUUCGGAGGUGAUAGUCAAGAGCAGAGGUGGAAUGACUCGAAAGGGAAAGAGCGAUCGGAGUCGUACGAGAUGAGGGAUGUUGAGCCUGAGUGGGACGCCCGACAGAGAUACCCAAGCCCACCGAAUGUUCAGCAGCCGGCGCACACGGUCUAUGCUGAACACAACCCGGCGGCCUAUCACGGUCUAACAGAGGAGGACCUGCGGAGAGGAUAUGCUCUCUGA